AUGAUUCAAAUUAAGGAAGUUGUUGACUUAUUUGUUUUUGUUGGAGAACAGGGUAAGUCUGGUGGCGGAUUUAAUAGUAAUUCACAGCUAAUGACAAUAUCUGGAGGAGGAGCGACCGAUAUUAGACUUACAAACACCACAAAUUGGUAUGAUUUUGAUUCAUUAAAGAGCAGAAUCAUGGUUGCAGCUGGUGCAGGUUCAGGUGAAAGAUAUUGUGGUGGAGAUGGGGGAAGUUUAAUAGGUUUAUCAACGGAUUCGACGUAUUCAAAACCAGGAUAUUCUCCAUCAAACCAAUCAACUGGAGGAACCCAAAUAACAGGGAGUUUGAAUGGAUGUUAUAACAAUUACCGAUUAUGCGGAUCAUCUGGAAAGUUUGGUAUUGGAGAAUUUGGAAAUAAUGCUGAUGAUAAUGGCCCAAGUGGGGGAGGUGUGUAUUAUGGAGGUGGCGGUAUUGCAUUUGCAGGAAGUGCAGGUGGAGGAUCAAGUUUUAUUAGCGGCUUUCAAAAUUGUGACGCCAUUUAUGAAAAUUCUACAGAAAAUAAAAUAUAUCACAGUGGACAGCCUUUCCACUACUCAGGUAAGUACUUCACCGAUGGUAUUAUGAUUGAUGGCCAACACGAGAUGCCAUCAACUGACCUCAAGUCAACUGAAGUUGGUCAUGAUGGCCAUGGAUAUGCAAUUAUCACUUACAUUGUUUCUAAUGUUGUUUUUUCAUGUCAAAUGAACAUAUAUCUCAUGAAAUUCUUUCUGAUUACGAAUUCUUUCUUAAUGAUCUCAUAA
Trichomonas vaginalis G3 is the source of this 780-nucleotide messenger RNA. Its product is annotated as glycine-rich protein family. Bases 1 to 780 code for a protein of 259 amino acids. Lineage: Eukaryota; Parabasalia; Trichomonadida; Trichomonadidae. The transcript has a single exon. The record is from RefSeq and is a predicted model, not a curated record.